CUUUAUACUCAUCAGCUGGAAAUAAAGAAGGAUGUGAAGAAAGAAAGCCAAUCAGUAAAACCUACAGAAAUGCUUGGAGAUGAUGUCUCCAAUGGCAGCCUGCUGUCUUCAAGUGAUGCAACUCUUAAAAGUCCUAGAAAAGCUGAAAAAAUUAGAUCAAGAAGAUGUCAAGUGGCAUUUAGUUAUGCACCUCAGAAUGAAGAUGAACUGGAGCUGAAAAUCGGUGAAAUAAUUGAAGUACUUGGUGAAGUUGAAGAAGGCUGGUGGGAAGGCAUCCUCAAUGGUAAAAGUGGAAUGUUUCCAUCAAAUUUUAUUAAAGAGCUUCCAGAUGAACAAGAGGAAACAGCUAACACACACGAUGAUACCACAAUAAAAACGAAUGCGAAAGACCGAGGAAGUCCUGAACAGGAUACUACAAAUGGAGUUGCUGUGAAGUUGGCAGAUGGAUCAAAUAAUGCAUCAGCAACAGAAAUUCAGCCAAAAAAGAUAAAAGGAUUUGGCUUUGGAGAUAUUUUUAAAGACAAACCAAUCAAACUAAGACCAAAAUCAAUGGAAAUAGAACUUGAUAACAACACUAUAGAUAAGACUUCUGGAAAAAAGUUAGCUUCAGCUGUGUCUUCUCAGGAACCUACAAAGUCUGAAUCAGACAGCAGACCUAAGGGUAAAGAAUAUUGCAAAGUACUAUUCCCAUAUGAGGCACAGAAUGAUGAUGAGUUGACAAUCAGAGAAGGAGAGAUUGUAAUUAUUAUAAAUAAGGAAUGUGCAGAUGCUGGAUGGUGGGAAGGAGAAAUCAAUGGUAAACGGGGAGUUUUUCCAGAUAACUUUGUGAAACUUCUGCCACCUGACUUUGAAAAAGAACGACCCAAGAAGCCUCCACCCCCUUCAGCUCCAACUGUCAAGCCAUUGUCGGGAUCCAAAUUUGAUGGUUCGUUAGUGGACAAGAAGAAUGAAGCAAAAAGAAUGCCUCCAGAAAGACCGGACUCUCUCCCAACCAGGAUAGAGGACAAAGAAGAAAAGUCAGAAAGAGAUCAGAAAUCUAUAGAACUGUCUAAACCUUCAGUACCUGCAAUACCACCGAAGAAACCUUUGCCUCCCAAGACCAAUUCUUUGAACAGACCAAAUACGUUGCCUCCUAAAAGGCCAGAAAGACCAGCAGCACCUGCAGCUCAUUCCAGGUCUGACAGUGAUCCAAAGUCUGAAAUAGGAGUGUCUGUUGUGCUGCUUAGCACUUUGGAGAGAGAGACCUUGGAAAAAACCAAUGACAUUGGUAAGAAUUCAGUGUCUCAUUCAGCUGCUGUUUCGAAUCGCCUAUAA
Molecule: messenger RNA, 1314 nt
Organism: Rhincodon typus (whale shark)
Lineage: Eukaryota; Metazoa; Chordata; Chondrichthyes; Orectolobiformes; Rhincodontidae
Product: SH3 domain-containing kinase-binding protein 1
Exons: 12
Molecular function (GO): protein binding
Source: RefSeq, a predicted model, not a curated record